ACGGCGCUUGAGCUGUUCUUCUCGCGACAUCGCGAACCGGUCGAACGCCGAGGUUAUACGUGAUUAGUGUUUGUGCCAAGGGAAUAUUCCCGAGUAAAUAGUUCACGAUGAAACCAGCGCGUACCCCACCCAGCAAAACACAAGGGUUUGACUCGACCUCCGACAACACGGAUAGAGACACAGACGGUGUUAAUGUCGGCAGGAGAACAAAACGCAAACGAGAUGAAAUCUAUGAAGAUUCGAUGAAGUCUUUUAUGGAUGAGAUGAAAAGCUUAUUCUCCACUUUCUCUGGUAACCAAAAUGAAAAACUCUCUCAAUUGCAAACAUCCGUACAGACUAUUACCAAUCAAAACUCCAGUCUACAUGCGAAACUUACCUCUAUGGAAUCCUCCAUCUCUGAACUACGUUCCGAGAUAACCAGUGUGCAGCAGGAAUAUCAAAACAUGAACACGAGAAUAAAAGAAAUCGAAAGUGAUAUCACAGAUAUGAAACAAUCUCUGGAAUACACAUCAGCCGAACAAAAAGAUCUGAACAAUAAAAUAAAAAGCUUUGAAAACAAUUCCAAUAUUUCUGAAAAGAUGAAAUCUGAAAUCGAAGACUUACACACUACAAUUUCCAUUCUAAAGUCUGAAAUAAUGGAGCAACAACAGCGAGAUAGGCUACUCAAUUUGGAAAUCACUGGCCUUCCAGAAAUGACACACGAAAACCUGUCGGAACUAGUGAUAAAAUUAGCCAAAUAUGCUGAGGUCGAACUCGUUCCUGAGGAUAUUGUACAUGUUACUAGAGUCCAGCCACGAAAAAAUACCGCAGGACGACCAAAAGCCAUCGUUUUAAAGCUUAAGAAACGGAUCAUCAAAGACAACAUUCUAGCUGGUAUUCGCAAAAAGCGGGGUUUGAGCACUGAAGAUAUCUGUAUUACUGGAGAACCGAGGCGCAUAUAUGUCAAUGAACACCUUACAGUCGACAACAAAUUACUUUACAAGAAGUGUCGGGAAGCUGCGAAGACAUCGGGAUGCAAAUAUGUGUGGAUAAAAAACUGUUUAAUUUUUAUGAGAAAAGACGACAAUUCAAAAUCAAUGAAUAUAAAAAACGACUUAGAUAUAAAAAAGGUUUGGGAAUAACCUCACCACCGCCAAUGUUUACUCACUUUAUCGUACUUUUUUUUCUGCAUUAUUUUUCUUUCUUGUUAAAUAUUUUUUUGAUGUGCUGGGAUUCCGAGGGCUGUUUAUGCUCUAACUUCUAUAUUAUUUUGCCAAUUGCAACUUUUAUGUUUAACUUCAGUAAUAACAGUCACCAUAUGGACGGAACUUUAAAACACAUAAAUAACGUAGUAUCUAUUUUUAAGUGCUACAUUGUGAAACAGAAACAGUUUUACCAAUUCUCAUCUACUACACAUAAACAUAAACAACAUACUUA
Molecule: messenger RNA, 1416 nt
Organism: Pectinophora gossypiella (pink bollworm)
Lineage: Eukaryota; Metazoa; Arthropoda; Insecta; Lepidoptera; Gelechiidae
Product: repetitive organellar protein-like
Exons: 1
Coding region: 108-1121 (337 amino acids)
Source: RefSeq, a predicted model, not a curated record